CCCUUUUCCCACCUACUCUUCCUCCGGGUACCCAUUCGUUCGUCCCCCCCCCCAAAUCGAUUCACACUUUCGCCAUUCCCUGCUCUGCAGGCCCCUCUUUCGCUCUUUGUUGCUGUCCACCAUGGUUGUGGCCCCCGCCGCUGCGUUGUCUCACCAGCAUUGACUUUCCCCCCACCAACGAACCACCGUUUCCCCCCCGUUUGUGGUUGGGCUCUGUUUAUAUCACGUCACCCGUCCCCCCUCCUUUUGGGACGCGUCCAACGUGAAUGCCAUCCGACUCUUUCGCAGCAUCCGUGCGAAGUGCUGAAUCUCCACUUCGCCUGAACACUUCAAUUCAUUCUUCGACCUCGUCCAGCUCCGAGUCUUCUCUCCCCAGUCCUAGCCGGCAAGAUCAGUACCCUCUCCUGACCUCCCGUUAUCGCCACUUGUCCCCCAAACGAGCCGCCAUCAUGAACGAGGCAGGUGGUCACCCCGGCGUGCGGAACCUCCUCGCUAAAUUCGAGAACAAUCAGAGCAACACCACCUCCCCUCCCUCUCGCGGUCGAUCCCCCGUUGGCUCGGAACAUUCCGGCUCAGGAAGACCUCUGUCCAAGGUACGCGCGAGCUUUGUCGCUGUCGAUGGUGCGACUCAGCCUAACCCUCUCGCGGGGCUACGGAGUGUGAGUGGUCGCAGCGACAGCCCUGCCGCCCCGACCCGGGUCAGAAGCUUCAAUUCGGAGGAUUUUGAAGGUGGCUUGAAAAGUCCACUGUCCGUUUCCCCAACUCGGAACGGCUUUCCCCACAAGAUCCCCGAACAGCCAGUUGCGACUCUGGAGACACCGCCGGAGGAUCUUCCUGAGAAACAUGACCCCGCCCCGGUAGAGCCUGAAAAGCCGUCGGAAGUUGUUGAGAAUCCUCCAGCCCCAGUUCCAAUCCCCAAGGCCACUGAGGUCUCUUCUGAGGUCUCCUCUCCCAAGCCGACCAAGACCGUCACCAAGCGACCAUCGACCAUCCAGGUAGGCAAGCCGGCGCCCAAACCUGCUGCGAGAUCCCCGGCGCAGCCCCGCACGCCCACUUCGCCUGCCAAACCCGAGGACAAGACAUCUCGGACCACACGGGCUGCCCGUCCGGCGACUACGAGGACUGCAGCCGCCGAGGCCCCCAAAGUCGCAACACACAAGCCGAGCCGGACAUCCUUGAACCCUGCAACUAAGCCCACGACGAGACCCGUACGGUCCUCCAUGCCUGCUCGUGACCUGACGAAGCCGACAGCCUCGGCCGCUUCUCGCACCACCAAGGCUACGCCGGCCAACACUACUCGCCCUUCGGCUUCGGCAACGACUUCGACUUCUUCUUCUACUAACAGAAAGGGGGCUACCACGACGUCCACUUUGACCCGGAAACCGUCCACACUCAAGAGCUCGACCACUGCGACCCAGCAGCGCGCAGUUACCCCGACUGCUUCCACCGCACGUAAGCAGCCGUCUCGCCCCUCUCCUCCCUCCGGGAACGAACGGCCACACUCCCGUGUGAGCAACACUAGCUCCAGACCACUUGACGAUAGUUUUUUGGCUCGGAUGAUGCGUCCUACAGCUAGCUCUGCCAGUAAAACGCACGAUAAGGUCGAGGUGAAGAGCCCUCCGCGGCCAACUAAGCCGGCUCGGGCUCCCAGACGUGUCCCUUCCAAGCUUGACACCCGUACCUCGCGCGUGACCAAGCUCGAACCGGGAAAGCCUUUGGAGAAGCGGGCAACUCCCGAACCAGUGAAGUCCGAGGAACCACCGGUAAAGGCGAUGGAAGAAGCCGCCAAGGAGACUGUGACUGAGGCCCCUGUCGUCGCCGAGAAGCCUGUCGAGAUUGCCGAGGAGCCUGUGCAGCCUACUGUCGAGACCGUGGCCGAGGAAGUUGCCGUUCCCGCCACGGAGGCCGUUCCCGAAACAAAGGAAGCUACUGAGGAUUCGGCUGAAGCUGCUGUGGAGCAAGCCACUGACCUUGCGUCGGUUCCCGAGCCCGAACCCGUUGCUGAGACUGCAGAGCCGGUGGAAGAGACCAAGGAGUCAGCCGAACCCGAGGCUCCGGUCGAGGCCCCCGCUGACGUCGUUCCGGAGGCCCAGUCGAGCGAGGUUGACGUUGACAUGGCGGCUCUCACCCUCAACUGACUUGCAGACCACUUGACAAGCUGAAAUAGAAAACUUCUCUUCUUAUUCCCUUCUCGUGAUAUAUCUUGUUAUACCCUUGAUAAUCGUGAAGUGGCCAGGUCCAUACUGGUCUCCACGUGUUCUCGAUAUUGAUUUUAUUCUUGGGCUUUCUUCCUCUUCUCUUGCGUCUCUUGCCUUCUUUUCCAUUCUGAUCUCCAGUUAUCUUCGGUAUCUCGGGUAGGGAGCGGAGCACCUUGUUGGCUGUCGACCAGACCGCCGACGUGCAUGUCGGAGCAUUGCUGGCGGAGUUGAUUCGGAUGUGAUCUUAGCGAUGUGUACGGAGUACUGCAUCUUGCAUAUGUGCUGGGCUCUCCUGGUACAUUACUUUAGGAGGGUCAUUGUUAUUUUUGAUAUCAGUAUGUGUAAAUUGUAUUCUUUCACCUCUGAAUAGCAUUGCUACAGACGCAAACAG
Aspergillus sclerotioniger CBS 115572 is the source of this 2589-nucleotide messenger RNA. RefSeq lists its product as uncharacterized. The transcript has a single exon. The record is from RefSeq and is a predicted model, not a curated record. NCBI's taxonomy places the organism in Eukaryota, Fungi, Ascomycota, Eurotiomycetes, Eurotiales, Aspergillaceae. The coding region runs from base 267 to 2138 and encodes 623 amino acids.